GAGAGAGAGAGAAGCAGCGGCGGGUGUGCUUCGGCACGUCCUAUGCGGAAUCCUCGCAUCGCAGUCGGGAUUCGGAGCUGGUUUUUUGUGUCCUUGGAGGAAAGUGCGUGGAUCCCCGUGUGCACACGCGGCUGGAGGACACCAUCGUGCAGGAGCAGAGGCAGUGCGGCGAGGACAUGAGCGAUGGGAAAGCUUCACCUGUUGAAGGCCUGCUCUUCACUUUCUGUCACGCUGAGUCCCCCAUCACCUAUCAACAUGACGACUUCAGCCCUGCGCAGGCAGGUGAAGAACAUAGUGCACAACUAUUCCGAGGCGGAGAUCAAGGUCCGUGAGGCCACCUCAAAUGACCCCUGGGGGCCGUCGUCUUCGCUCAUGUCAGAAAUUGCUGACUUGACAUUCAAUGUCGUGGCUUUUGCUGAGGUCAUGGGUAUGGUGUGGAAGCGCCUCAACGACAGCGGCAAGAACUGGAGGCACGUCUACAAGGCACUGACCCUGUUGGACUACCUGCUGAAGACGGGAUCAGAGAGAGUGGCUCAACAGUGUCGCGAAAACGCCUUCACUAUUCAGACUCUUCGUGAUUUCCAGUAUGUCGACCGCGACGGCAGAGACCAAGGGGCCAAUGUUCGAGAGAAAGCUCGCCAACUGGUGUGUCUCCUUCGGGAUGAUGAGCGCCUUCGCCAAGAGCGGAGUCAAGCUCUGAAAACCAAGGAGCGCAUGGCGGCUGGAGGCACUGGUGGAGGAGGAGCAGCAGCAGCCGCCGCCGCCGGGGGAGGAGGUGGAGGAGGUGGGAUGUAUGGAGGAAUACCACCUUCUUACCACCCGGGCAGACGAACAAGCCAGCCCAGCAUGGCUGUGCUAUACGGGGAAGAUGUUAUUCGCUCCAGGGGUUCUCCGUCCUCUUUUAAUUCAGCCUCAUCCUCAUCUCCUCGGGGUGCCUCGGACCUGGAGCAGGCUCGACCGCAAACCAGCGGGGAAGAGGAGCUCCAACUCCAGCUGGCCUUAGCUAUGAGCAGGGAGGAGAGUCAGAAGGAGAAGCGCUGUCGCCAAGGAGAUGAGUCCCUGCUACGGAAGGUCCUGGAUGAGAGCAGGAGAGAAAACCAGUCAGGGACACAGGAGGCGACCAUGGUGGACCUCGCAGACUUGUUUGCCCCAUCAUCUGAGAGGCAACCGCCGACCGGUGACCCGUGGAACUCUGCCCAGCCUUCCUGUAACUUCGCCUCCGUCCCCUGGGAUUUUGUAGCGGCCAAGUCCGACACUCCUGUAGUUGGUAGCCCCUGGACUGCGCCGCCCCCACCCUCCAUUGCGACUAAUCCUUGGGCGCCGUGUGCCAACUCGCGCGGAGAGCCGUGGGAAGCGGCGGGGGCGGUGGUAUCGGCGGCCACCUGCAGCCCUGACAACCACACGUGGGACACGAUAUCUGAGCGAGGAAGUGAAGGGAGAGAUGCAUUCAGUGCACAGGGAGAGGAGACGCUUCAACAGGACAUUCCUCAACUGUCUUCUCCUGCCAGUCCGACAGAUUCUGAGCUGCGUGGGUCAGCAGAUAUAUUUUCUGGAGCGGAUCCGAGCACAGAUCCAUUUAGGAAUGAACCUCUGGUGAAACCCCAGGAAAACGGACGGGACUCGACCAGUCCAGAGAUGUUCGAUCUGUCUCGGCUCGAACCCCCCGUCAGUGCUGCACGUGUAUGUCGGACGCCUGAGGCCUUCCUCGGACCUACUGGGGCCUCCCUGGUCAAUUUGGAUGCCCUGAUACCUACAACGCCCCGAAGCAAGAUGAAGAACAACCCCUUCCUCUCAGGUCUGAGCGCCCCGUCUCCCACAAACCCCUUCCACUGUGACCAGCCUCGCCUUACCCUCAAUCAAAUGCGACCAUCCUCUACGUCUCCUAUGCCCCCCCACAUGAUAUCCUAUAGUCCGUCGCUUCCACUCCCUCUCCCUCACAGGGGGGCCGCCCUCCCCUCGUCGCUCACACAACCGCCUGCCGGACUCAUGGACCUUCCCUCCAACCUCCCCAGGCCCCUGCUCCCUCUUUCGCCCAGGCCGGGGGCCCGUACACAAUCCCCAGCACAGACACACGGCCACAACCCCUUCCUCUGAGACUCAUUUCAUGUGGACGAGGAUGUCAUUCUUCUCUGCGCGCACAUGGGAAAGUGGACUGAGUGUACUCUACAUAUCAGCUGCUAAAUGGAACCUGAACUCUUGAAGAAAUGCACACACACUCACCCAUCACUAGGCUGUCCUCAAUCAAUCAAUCAAUGUUUAUUUAUAUAGCCCCAAAUCACAAAUGUCUCAAAGGACUGCACAAAUCAUUACGACUACAACAUCCUCGGAAGAACCCACAAAAGGGCAAGGAAAACUCACACCCAGUGGGCAGGGAGAAUUCACAUCCAGCGGGACGCCAGUGACAAUGCUGACUAUGAGAAACCUUGGAGAGGACCUCAGAUGUGGGCAACCCCCCCCUCUAGGAAUAAACAUAUUUGUGGGGCGGUAUAGCUCGAUUGGUAGAGUGGCCGUGCCAGCAACUUGAGGGUUGCAGGUUCGAUUCCCGCUUCCGCCAUCCUAGUCACUGCCGUUGUGUCCUUGGGCAAGACACUUUACCCACCUGCUCCCAGUGCCACCCACACUGGUUUAAAUGUAACUUAGAUAUUGGGUUUCACUAUGUAAAGCGCUUUGAGUCACUAGAGAAAAGCGCUAUAUAAAUAUAAUUCACACUUCACUUAUCGGUUCCAGCUGAUAUACAAAUAUGUGAAUGCAGCUUGUAUUUACAACUCCGUACAGUAGAUGGCAGUGUAACUCUGCUUCUUAACACACAGGUAUCAAUACUAGUGAUUGUUGUUGCAAACUACGUCAUGUCAAUUAGAAUGUACAAAACUCAAAGCCAGUGAAGUUGGCACGUUGUGUAAUUCGUAAAAAUCAAUCAAUCGAUCGAUGUUUAUUUAUAUAGCCCCAAAUCACUAGUGUCUCAAAGGGCUGCACAAAUCAUUACGACUACAACAUCCUCGGAAGAACCCACAAAAGGGCAAGGAAAACUCACACCCAGUGGGCAGGGAGAAUUCACAUCCAGUGGGACGCCAGUGACAAUGCUGACUAUGAGAAACCUUGGAGAGGACCUCAGAUGUGGGCAACCCCCCCGCCCCUCUCUAGGGGACCGAAAGCAAUGGAUGUCGAGCGGGUCUAACAUGAUACUGUGAAAGUUCAAUCCAUAGUGGCUCCAACACAGCCGCGAGAGUUCAGUUCAAAGCAGAUCCAAGACAGCAGCGAGGAAACCAUCCCAAGCGGAGGCGGAUCAGCAGCGUAGAGAUGUCCCCAACCGAUACAGGCGAGCGGCUGAAUAAGAUGAUUUGCAAAUCCUUUCCAACUUAUAUUUAAUUAAAUAGACUGCAAAGACAAGAUAUUUAAUGUUCGAACUAAGAAACUUAACUUUUUAGCAAAUAAUCAUUAACUCAGAAUUUAAUGGCAGCAACACAUUGCCAAAAAGUUGUCACAGAGGCAUUUUAACCACUGUGUUACAUGGCCUUUCCUUUUAACAACACUCAGUAAACGUUUGGGAACUGAGGAGACCAAUUUUUGAAGCUUUUCAGGUGGAAUUAUUUCACAUUCUUGCUUGAUGUACAGCUUAAGUCAGGGGUCACCAGGUAGCCCGUAAGGACCAGAUGAGUCGCCCGCUGGCCUGUACUAAAAAUAGCUCAAAUAGCAGCACUUACCAGUGAGCUGCCUCUAUUUUUUAAAUAGUAUUCAUUUACUAGCAAGCUGGUCUCGGUUUGCUCAACAUUUUUAAUUCUAAGAGAGACAAAACUCAAAUAGAAUUUGAAAAUCCAAGAAAAUAUUUUAAAGACUUGGUCUUCACUUGUUUAAAUAACUUCAUUUAUUUUUUUACUUUGCUUCUUAUAACUUUCAGAGAGACAAUUUUAGAGAAAAAAUUCAACCUUAAAAAGGAUUUUAGGAUUUUUAAACACACAUACCUUUUUACCAUUUAAAUUCCUUCCUCUUCUUUCCUGACAAUUUAAAUCAAAGUUCAAGUAUUUUUUUAUUUUUUUUUAUUGUAAAGAAUAAUAAAUACAUUUUAAUUGAAUUCUUCAUUUUAGCUUCUGUUUUUUGAUGAAGAAUAUUUGUGAAAUAUUUCUUCGAACUUAUGAUCAAAAUUCAAAAAAAUUAUUCUGGCAAAUCUAGAAAAUCUGUGGAAUCCAAUUUAAAUCUUAUUUCAAAGUCUUUUGAAUUUCUUUUUAAAUUUUUAUUCUGGAAAAUCCAGAAGAAAUAAUGAUUUUCUUUGUUAGAAAUAUAGCUUGGUCCAAAUUGUUAUAUAUUCUAAAAAAAAAGUUCAGAUUGGAUUUUAACCUAUUUAAAACAUGUCAUCAAAAUUCUAAAAUUAAUCUUAAUCAGGAAAAAUUACUAAUGAUGUUCCAUAAAUAAUUUUGUUUUAUUUCUUCAAAAAGAUUCGAAUUAGCUAGUUUUUCUCUUCUUGUUUUUGGUUGAAUUUUGAAUUUGCAAUAAGCAGGGGCGUCCAUGAUAACCUUGUUGUUCCAAAACCUGUAUGUACCUUUCAGCAUUAAUGGUGCCUUCACAGAUGUGUAAGUUACCCAUGCCUUGGCCACUAAUACACCCCCAUACCAUCACACAUGUGUAAGUUACCCAUGUCUUGGGCACUAAUACACCCCCAUACCAUCACACAUGUGUAAGUUACCCAUGUCUUGGGCACUAAUACACCCCCAUACCAUCACACAUGUGUAAGUUACCCAUGCCUUGGGCACUAAUACACCCCCAUACCAUCACACAUGUGUAAGUUACCCAUGUCUUGGGCACUAAUACACCCCGAUACCAUCACACAUGUGUAAGUUACCCAUGCCUUGGGCACUAAUACACCCCCAUACCAUCACACAUGUGUAAGUUACCCAUGUCUUGGGCACUAAUACACCCCCAUACCAUCACACAUGCUGGCUUUUGAACUUUGCACUUAUAACAAUUCGGAUGGUUAUUUUCCUCUUUGGUCCGGAGGACCCAACGUUCACAGUUUCCAAAAACAUUUUGAAAUGUGGACUCGUCAGACCACAGAACACUUUUCCACUUUCCAUCAGUCCAUCUUAGAUGAGCUCGGGCCAAGCAAAGCCGGCGGCGUUUCUGAAUGUUGUUGAUAAAUGGGUUUGGCUUUGCAUAGUAGAGUUUUAACUUGCACUUACAGAUGUAGCGACGAACUGUAUUUACUGAAAGUAGUUUUCUGACGUGUUCCCAAGCCCAUGCGGUGAUAUCCUUUACACACUGAUGUCGCUUUUAGAUGACGCAGUACCGCCUGGGGAAUUAAAGGUUAAAGAUUAAAGGUCCAUAAUAUCGUCGCUUAAGUGCAAGGAUUUCUCCAGAUUCUUCCUUUUGAUGAUAUUGCAGACCUUAGAUGGUAAAAUCCCUAAAUUUAUUUGCAAUGGAUCGUUCAGAAAUAAUGUUCUUAUACUGUUCAACAAUUUACUCACUCAUUUGUUGACAAAGUGGUGACCCUUGCGCCAUCCUUGUUUGUGAAUGACUGAGCAUUUCAUGGGAGCCGCUUUUGUAUACAAUCAUGGCACCCAUGAUUGUAUACUACAAAUUCUGUCCAUAAAAGUUAUGAACAGAAUCGGUGACAAAGGACAGCCUUGGCGGAGUCCAACCCUCACUGGAAAUGUGUUCGACUUACUGCCAGCAAUGCGGACCAAGCUCUGACACUGAUCAUACAGGGAGCGGACCGCCACAAUAAGACAGUCCGAUACCCCAUACUCUCUGAGCACUCCCCACAGGACUUCCCGAGGGACACGGUCGAAUGCCUUCUCCAAGUCCACAAAGCACAUGUAGACUGGUUGGGCAAACUCCCAUGCACCCUCAAGAACCCUGCCCAGAGUAUAGAGCUGGUCCACAGUUCCACCACCAGGACGAAAACCACACUGUUCCUCUUGAAUCCGAGGUUCGACUAUCCGGCGUAGCCUCCUCUCCAGUACACCUGAAUAAACCUUACCGGGAAGGCUGAGGAGUGUGAUCCCACGAUAGUUGGAACACACCCUCCGGUCCCCCUUCUUAAAGAGAGGGACCACCACCCCGGUCUGCCAAUCCAGAGGGUCCACGCGAUGUUCGCGCACAAUAAACAAUAAUAAUAAUAAAUAAUAUAUGACAUAUAUUAUAUAUAUACUAUAUAAAUAUUAUAAAUAUAUUCUACAUUUAAGUGCAGUCAAGGAACAUAUGCAUUAUACAGUCUGAUGGCUGUCGGUAUGAAGGACCUCCUGUGUCCUUCCGUGUUACAUUUUGGGAGUCUGAGCCUUCCACUGAACGUGCUCAUUCUCUCCGCAAGGUCCGAGUGUAAUGGGUGGGAGGUGUUGUCCAUAAUGGCUAGGAGUUUUGCUAGACUUCUCCUCUCUGACACCACCGCCGGAGAGUCCAGCCCUAGUGUGUGAAUGUGAGUGUGAAUCUUGUCUGUGAUGGCCCUCACGAUGAGGUGGCGACUUGUCCAGGGUGUACACCGCCUUCAAUGUCAAUCAAUCAAUCAAUGUUUACUUAUAUAGCCCUAAAUCACUAGUGUCUCAAAGGGCUGCACAAACCACCACGACAUCCUCGGUAGGCCCACAUAAGGGCAAGGAAAACUCACACCCAGUGGGACGUCGGUGACAAUGAUGACUAUGAGAACCUUGGAGAGGAGGAAAGCAAUGGAUGUCGAGCGAAUCUAACAGGAUACUUCGAAAGUUCAAUCCACAAUGGAUACAACACAGUCGCGAGAGUCCAGUCCAAGGAGGAUCCAAGACACAGCAGCGAGAGUCCCGUUCACAGCGGAGCCAGCAGGAAACCAUCCCAAGCGUAGGCGGACCAGCAGCGCAGAGAUGUCCCCAGCCGAUACACAGGCAAGCAGUACAUGGCCACCGGAUCGGACCGGACCCCCUCCACACGGGAGAGUGGGACAUAGAAGAAAAAGAAAAGAAACGGCAGAUCAACUGGUCUAAAAAGGGAGUCUAUUUAAAGGCUAGAGUAUACAAAUGAGUUUUAAGGUGAGACUUAAAUGCUUCUACUGAGGUGCCUUCCGCCCAAUUGUAGCUGAGAUAGGCACCAGCAACCCCAAAAGGAAUAUGUGGUAGAAAAUGGAUGGAUGGAUGUGAAUUGUGAAUUAUAUUUAUAUAGCGCUUUUUCUCUAGUGACUCAAAGCGCUUUACAUAGUGAAACCCAAUAUCGAAGUUACAUUCAAACCAGUGUGGGUGGCACUGGGAGCAGGUGGGUAAAGUGUCUUGCCCAAGGACACAACGGCAGUGACUAGGAUGGCGGAAGCGGGAAUCGAACCUGCAACCCUCAAGUUGCUGGCAUGGCCGCUCUACCUAACCGAGCUAAAUAAAAAAAAUGAAUCAGAGCUGUUUCUCUAUUUAAUGGAGGAAUUGUGUUAAAUUGAUUUUGAACUAAGAAUCGUUUUGAAUCAAGACGGCGUGGCGCAGUGGGAGAGUGGCCGUGCGCAACCCGAGGGUCACUGGUUCAAAUCCCACCCAGAACCAACCUCGUCACGUCCGUUGUGUCCUGAGCAAGACACUUCACCCUUGCUCCUGAUGGGUGCUGGUUGGCGCCUUGCAUGGCAGCUCCCUCCAUCAGUGUGUGAAUGGGUAAAUGUGGAAGUAGUGUCAAAGCGCUUUGAGUACCUUGAAGGUAGAAAAGCGCUAUACAUUUAUCAUUUAUAAGAAUGGGUUCUGAAUGGAAUCGUUACCCCCAAUAAUGGAAUGGAAUCGUGUGGUGCCAAAAGAUCCCCAGCCCUCGUCUGCACACAUCUUCAGCUCCCAACCCAAGCACCGCCUGACAUGAUUGUUUGUUCUUAUUAGUACAAAGUGACACUUUUAGCGUAUUGUUGCUGCUUCACCGACAAAAGAAUGAAUGCAAAUCUCCGCCAUGGAGAACCCGCUUCUUCCAACACCUUUUUUAUCCGUCAUAUCUUCAGCUUCAUUGAUCAAUCAAUCAAUCAAUGUUUAUUUAUAUAGCCCCAAAUCACAAAUGUCUCAAAGGACUGCACAAAUCAUUACGACUACAACAUCCUCGAAAGAACCCACAAAAGGGCAAGGAAAACUCACACCCAGUGGGCAGGGAGAAUUCACAUCCAGUGGGACGCCAGUGACAAUGCUGACUAUGAGAAACCUUGGAGAGGACCUCAGAUGUGGGCAACCCCCCCCCCCCUCUAGGGGACCGAAAGCAAUGGAUGUGGAGCGGGUCUAACAUGAUACUGUGAAAGUUCAAUCCAUAGUGGCUCCAAGACAGCAGUGAGAGUCCCGUCCACAGGAAACCAUCUCAAGCGGAUCAGCAGCGUAGAGAUGUCCCCAACCGAUACAGGCGAGCGGUCCAUCCUGGGUCCCGACGAGCGAUUGAUUGUGAUGAGGGUCCAAAAUGUAUGUAUUUCCAUUAUUGUCAUGGCUGCAGUGGCCAUUGAAAACGACAAAACCAGCCUGCUCCUUCAAAGUGAUCACUGAUUGUAUCCUUAUGGGCCUGCGUGCAUGUCCCUGCAGCAGGCCCAUAAUGCAUAAAUAUUUGCUUCGUCUAUGUGGUUGAGUCGGAUCUCAGGGCCGCUCUAUUGCUCUCUUAUGGAAAGUGGGAUUUCAUUUCAGAGGAAUAAUGUCAAGUGGUUGUGUAAGUACUGUGUUUGCGCCUCUCUUUGCUUAUAUGUCUGAAGAUUGUGUUUCAGAAAGAGACAUUUGACCAUCACUGCACUGAACCUGGACGUGAAUGUGAAAAACCUGCUUAUAGUCUCACACAAAAGCCUAAUACAUCUGUAUUUAUUAAAAAUCAUACCUAUACAAUAUUAUGAGACAGUAUGCCAAUAAAUCAAUAGAUUUGGAUUAUAAA
Nerophis ophidion (straightnose pipefish) is the source of this 8811-nucleotide messenger RNA. RefSeq names its product epsin 3b (gene epn3b). Bases 184 to 2094 code for a protein of 636 amino acids. Gene Ontology annotation, molecular function: phospholipid binding; clathrin binding. The transcript has 12 exons. Gene Ontology annotation, biological process: endocytosis. Lineage: Eukaryota; Metazoa; Chordata; Actinopteri; Syngnathiformes; Syngnathidae. Gene Ontology annotation, cellular component: endosome; plasma membrane; clathrin vesicle coat. The record is from RefSeq and is a predicted model, not a curated record.